Aphidius gifuensis is the source of this 4119-nucleotide messenger RNA. It is a transcript of the gene unk, whose product is annotated as putative E3 ubiquitin-protein ligase UNKL. The record is from RefSeq and is a predicted model, not a curated record. Lineage: Eukaryota; Metazoa; Arthropoda; Insecta; Hymenoptera; Braconidae. Gene Ontology annotation, molecular function: metal ion binding. The transcript has 8 exons. The coding region runs from base 759 to 3146 and encodes 795 amino acids.
AAUAAUAAUAAUUUUGAAUCACGUGAGUGUAAGUUAACAAAAAAUCAUACAUAAUAUUUAUAUUUUAUAUUAUUUUUUUGAUAUUAUAAAUUUUGUCUAUCGCACAUUGGUAUUUUUAAUUUAAUUUUUCAUUACGGCAUAUUAUUUUUCACCGAGUGUGUCGUUCGCGUCGUUUGUUGCUGUUUUUUUUUUUUCCAUCCAACACACACACACAGUAAUAAAUAAAAAUAAAAAAAACACAAGUACGUGGUGUGUCUUGAAUUGAUGUACAUCUAAUCAUUUAUGGAUAAAAAAAAAUUUCAAGUGAAGUUUAGUAAAAGUGAAAUUUAAAAAUAAAAAAAAUUUCCUACAAGUGUGUGAAAAUUAUAAAAAUAAAAAAGACAAAAAUAAAUCGAGUGAUUACAUUUGUGUGUGUGUGAGAGAGAGAAAUAUAUACAAAAAUAUAAAGAGAGAGUGUAUGCCGACAGUCGGGAUUUUAGGCUCUCUCUUUUAUUUCUCUCUCUCUUUCUCUCUCUUGGCGUCUCGUUUUACUAACCAUUGCAUUCCUUUUAUAUAUGUGGCUGUCUCAGCUUCAACGACGCGCGAGCGUUUUUACGUGUUUAUUUUAUCAUAAUAAUAUUGUGUCAACAAAUAAUAUUAAAAAUACAAUAAUUAAUAAUUGUUUAAUAUUAUAUUAUUAUUAUUAUAAUAAUAUAUUUAAUAUAAUAAAAAAAAAAAACAUUAGAAUUGUGCAAAUGGUUUGUUUAUAGAACACCAAGAUGAAGUCCGACUCAAAACCUUUGUUGACAGCACAAGCUGAAAAAGCCAAUCAUUACACAUAUUUAAAAGAAUUUAGAGUGGAACAAUGUCCAUUAUUUAUUCAACGAAAAUGUACACAACAUCGACCAUUCACGUGUUUCAAUUGGCAUUUUAUGAAUCAACGAAGACGUAGACCAGUUAGAAAAAGAGACCGCACCUUUAAUUAUAGUGCUGAUAAUUAUUGUACAAAAUAUGAUGAAACAACCGGUAUAUGUUCUGAUGGAGAUGAUUGUCCAUUUCUUCAUCGUACUGCUGGUGAUACUGAGCGUCGUUAUCAUUUAAGAUAUUAUAAAACAUGUAUGUGUGUACAUGAUACAGAUACACGUGGUUUUUGUGUUAAAAAUGGACCACAUUGUGCAUUUGCACAUGGUAAUCAUGAUCUCCGUCCUCCAGUAUAUGAUAUUAAAGAAAUUCAAGCAUUAGAAAAUGCUGAUUCAGAUCCAAAUUCAUCAACAAAUGGACCAAAUAUACUUGAUAAAGAACGUAAUUUAAUGAAUGAAGAUCCAAAAUGGCAAGAUACAAAUUAUGUAUUAAGUAAUUAUAAAACAGAACCAUGUAAAAGACCACCAAGAUUAUGUAGACAAGGUUAUGCAUGUCCACAAUAUCAUAAUAGUAAAGAUAAAAGACGUAGUCCACGUAAAUAUAAAUAUCGUUCAACACCAUGUCCAAAUGUUAAACAUGGUGAAGAAUGGGGUGAACCUGGUAAUUGUGAACAGGGUGAUGCUUGUACAUAUUGUCAUACAAGAACUGAACAACAAUUUCAUCCUGAAAUAUAUAAAUCAACUAAAUGUAAUGAUGUUCAACAGGCGGGUUAUUGUCCUCGUGGAGUCUUCUGUGCAUUUGCACAUGUUGACCUUUUACCAACUGAAGAAAUGAAUCUUUCACGUGAUAUAUCUGUUCCAUUGGAUUGUGGUACAAAUUUAGCUGAUUUACUUAGCAAUGCAUUACCACCUGAUAAUAAUCGUUCAAAUGAAAAAGAUAAACUUCAAAAUGAUAGCUGUAAUGGAAGUGGUGAAUUAUCAGAAUCAGCAAGUACAAGUAGUCAAGGAAGUAAUAGUUCACAUAGUAAAGCACCAGGUGCACAAUUACAUAAUUCAAGUAAUAAUUCUGGUUUUAAUUCAUCACAAAAAAUUAAUAGUAUGAUGUAUAAUCCAAAUUCUUUAAUGCAAAUAAGUGAAUUAAGAAAACAAAUGAUGGCAUUAGAAAGUGAUCAAUUAUUAACAAAAUCAGAAAAAGCACAACGUAAACAAAGUCUUUAUUUAGCAUACAAUAUGAAUGGUUCAAUGGGUAGUCAUUCAUUAGGUUCUACAAUUUCACCAUUAUCAGGAAGUUCAUUUUAUCCAAAUGACACUGUUGAAUCUGUUAUUGGUAAUGCAUUAGAUGAUUUAAAUUUAGAUGAUCCAUUAAAUCUUGUUGAUUCAAUUCAUAGAGAUACAAAUUCACCAAUAACAAAUUCAAUAUCAGCUGGUUUAGUUAGUUCUGGUUUACUUGGUAGUACAGCACCAGUUAAUAUACCUGGAAUGGCUGAACGUUCAAUGUUACAAAAUUUUUCACCAACAACAUCAAGUCCAUUACAAAAUCUUCAGUCAGCUGGUUUUCUGACUGGUUCACGUUUUUCACAUCAAGAUUCAAUUGAAUCAUCAAUGCCAUUUAUGAGUCAUUCAAUAUCAUCAGAUCCAUUUAGUAAUCAUAUACAAUUGAGUAGUUCAGCAUCAAAAUUAAGUGGUUUUAAUAGUAGUUUAUUUGAUUUUGCAAAUCAAGGAUUAUCACCAUCACGUACACAACAAUUACCAGCAUCACCACUUAUUAAUACAUUUUCAAAUAUAAGUCCAAGUAAUUCAAAUUCAUUAUCAGAGUUACAGCUUCAACGAUUAAGAGAAGAAUUAACAUCAAGUAGAGCACAACUUGCAACUUGGGAUGAAAGAAUAAAUCAAGCAAGAGUUGCAUGUGCUGCAUGGCAAUCUGAAAGUGAAGAAGCUAAAAGAAAAGCAUCAUUAGCUGAACAACAACGUGAUGAUGCACUUAUGCAAGUUAAACAAUUAAGAGUUGAAAAUGAUUCACAAGCAACAAAUGGUGGUGAUUCAUAUGUUAAUUCACUUAAACGUACUGGUGACAUUAGAAAUAUGUCAAUUGCUGGAUUAAAAUCAAUACAAUCACAAUUACGACAAGAUCUUGAAGAAAUUGAAAAGGUACUUUAUAGAGAAACAGCAACAAAAUGCAUGGUUUGUGAAGAACAAAAUCGUACAGUGACAUUGUCACCUUGUAAUCAUUUUGUUGUUUGUAAUACAUGUGCACCAAAACAACGUGAUUGUCCAUACUGUCAAACACCAGUUGUUUCAACAAAUUAAAUUAUUAUAUCAUUUUUUUUUUUUUUCAAAUAAAAUAAACUAAAUACAUUCAACAAGUAUAUUUAAAAAAAAUAAAUCAUCAUAUGCUUUCAACAAGUUUUCCAAGUUUAGCAAUGUGAGUGUGAAUUUAAAAAACUAAUUUUAUUAAAUAAACAAUGCGUGAUAUAGACAAACAAAAAAAAAAAAACAUUUAAAAAAUAAAUUUAUCUCGGGAGUGAAUAAGUUUAAAGACAAUUAUUCAAAUAUUAAUUUAAAAAAGAAAAUAACAAAAGUUUUUUUACUUUAUUUUUUAUUUUUAUUAAUCAUAAAAUUAUUUAAAGCAAUUUUAAGAUUAUUAUUAUUAAAAAAUAAUAGUUUAUUUCAAAUUUAAUUGAGCCUAUGAUUUUUGUGUUUGCUACAAGUGUAUUUUAUUGUGUUGUGCGUUUCUACGUUGACAUAGUUUCGAAUGAGAAACAAAAAAUGAGAAUUUAUCGAAUAAUGAUAAAUAAAUAAUGCGCAAUGAUUAUAUCCAAUUUGGAUAGUUGAAAUAAAUUUAAUAAAAUAGAUUGAGAAACAGUAUAUAAAAGUAAAAAUAAAUAAUUCAUCAAUUGAAGAUCGCCAAUGUCGUUGGUGUAACAGAAGCAACGAAAAAAAAUAAUAAAAUCAGCUGAUAAACUGUGCAGUGUAUGUAUUUUUUUUUUUUUUUUUUGUUUUUUUUUUUUUUCUUUUCAUAUUUUAAAUAUUAUUAGAUAUUUUUUUAUGUCUAGAAGAUUUAGGAAUUCAAGUAUUAACAUAUAUUCAUUCAGCUAGAGUUGAAAGAUAUAUAUUUUUUCUUUCCAAUUAUUUUGAAAUAUAAUUAUUUUUCUUUCAUUACGAUAACAUUUAUAUUUUUAGAGUUUUUGAAUUUCAUAUGUCAUUUUUAUAAGCACACGUAGGCUAACAAUUUUCACAUGUUAAUGAAUAUUAUAAUUAAUUAAAUGACAGUAUAUUUCAG